AGGGAGGACACACCUCAGAAAUCAGGGCCACACAUGAUCCGCCACCACACGACACACACUCCACAAGAUCCACCACUACACAACACACAACAUUGGUUCACUCCUAAUCUUAGGAAGCUACGCCAAGCCAAAGAGGAGGCCUACAGGAGUGGGGAUCGGGACCUAUAUAAGCAGGCCAGGAACAAGCUGACAAAGGAGAUCAGGGUAGCCAAAAGAAGCUACCAUGAGAAGUUAAAAAAUAGCCUCUCAGACAACGAUCCUGCAGCAGUUUGGAAAGGCCUGCAACAACAGGUCAGGAAUUACAAGAGACCAUCCCCACAUCCUGCAGAAAAUCUCAGACUGGCUGAUGACCUGAAUGACUUUUACUGUACCCAUUAUCACACCCCUCACGCACUAUAGGUUUCCCCAAACCACCUCCCCCCACCUGCGUUAACAAUCUGCGAGAAGGAUGUGUGCUGGCUCUUUCAGAAGCAGAAGAUCAAGAAGGCUCCAGGACUUGAUGGUGUGUCCCCCUCUUGUCUGCAGCUGGCGCCAAUCUUCACAAAGAUCUUUAACCAGUCCCUGGAGCUGUGUGAAGCGCCCUCCUGCUUCAAAUGCUCCACCAUCAUCCCAGUCCCCAUCCUCCAUCACAGGAUUAAAUGACUACAGGCCCAUUGCCCUGACGUCUGUGAUCAUGAAAUCCUUGAAAGGCUGGUGUUCAGAGUCAUCUGAAGAACAUAACAGGACCCCUGCUGGACCUCUGCAGUUUGCCUACAGGGCAAACAGAUCGGUGGAUGAUGCCGUCAAUAUGAAACUGCAAUUCAUCCUGCACCACCUCGACUCCCCAGGGACGUAUGCCAGGAUCUUGUUUGUGGACUUCAGCUCGGCAUUCAACACCAUCAUGCCUGAACUCCUACAUCAGAAGCUCACCCAGUUCUCAGUGCCUGCCUCUACCUGUCUGUGGAUCAUCAGCUUUCUGACUGACAGGCAGCAGCAUGUCAGACUAGGGAGCAUCUCAUCCAAAACCCUGUCUAUCAGUACAGGCGCCCCACAGGGGUGUGUCCUUUUCCCGCUGCUCUUCCACCCUCUACACUAAUGACUGCAUCUCUAGGAGCCAAACUCCUGAAGUUUGCAGAUGGCACCACCGACAUUGGUUUGAUCCAGGAUGGUGAUGAGUCUCCUUACAGAAAGGUGGUGGAAGAGCUGGUCCAGUGGUGCAGUCAGAACCACCUGGAGCUUAACCCCAAGAAGACUGUGGAGAUGACAGUGGACUUUAGGAGAAGUCCCCCCCUCUCCCACCCCAUGCCAUUCAGAACGACACAGUGUCCAAGGUGGAUUCCUUUAGGUUCCUGGGAUUCACAGGACCUAAAAUGGUCUCUCCACAUUAACACUAUCCAGAAAAAGGCCCAGCAGAGGUUAUACUUCCUGAGACAGCUAAGAAAGUUUAAUCUGGAGCUGCUGACAACUUUCUACUCAGCCAUCAUUCAGUCUGUCAUCUGCACCUCCAUCACUGUCUGGUUUGGGUCAGCCAUCAAACGAGGCAGGGCCAGACUGCAACGGACAAUUAGGGCUGCAGAGAGGAUCAUUGGAGCUGACCUUCCCUCCAUCCAGGACCUGUACCGGUCCAGGGUCAGCAAAAGGGUAGAAAAAUCUGUACAGAUCUCUCACAUCCUGGUCACAAACUGUUCAACCUCCUUCCCUCUGGUAGACGAUACAGGGCACUGGUUGCCAAAACCAGCCGACACAAAGCAGCUUCUUCCCCCAAAGCAGUCACUCUGUUGCACACUCAGAAACAGCCCCCACCCUUACACUGAACAAAGUCAAUCAACACUGUUCUCAUCUACCUCAUCUCCUUAAAGGGCCCUUCUGUAACUCCAGUCAUUUCUUCGCCGAUUUCUCUUUUGUUGCCGCUUUUUUUUUCUCAACGGAGCUCCGCCUACAGCUUUGGGCUGCAUAUUUCACAACCGUCUUUUUGGUCUUUUUGCUGGCUCUGCCAUGAUAAACAUCUGAAAGAUGAAGCCAUCUUAUAGCUAGCCGACAUGGCUAAUCGGUGCUUGAGGGGAGCGUGUGUAUGUACAGAGAGUUUUGUGUUUC
Molecule: messenger RNA, 2073 nt
Organism: Alosa sapidissima (American shad)
Lineage: Eukaryota; Metazoa; Chordata; Actinopteri; Clupeiformes; Clupeidae
Exons: 2
Coding region: 1075-1836 (253 amino acids)
Molecular function (GO): 2-oxoglutarate-dependent dioxygenase activity; methyltransferase activity
Source: RefSeq, a predicted model, not a curated record